AUGGUUAAAGUGCCAAAACCGUGCCCACAAGGGUUCCAGCAGUUUGGGAGUUCCUGCUAUUACUUCAAGUCCGUUGGUGGAUCCGCGCUUUCAUGGGACCAGGCUAGAACCAAGUGCCGAUCAUUGUCAGCUGACCUAGUCUCCAUAGAAACAAAAGAGGAGCAUGAAUUCAUUAAGAAAAACCUGAAGCCAAUCACCACCCCAAACAUAUUCCAAGGUUGGUAUGUUGGAGGCAAGAGACGUACGGUAGACCCAGCCACCGGGAGACCUUGGACCGCCGCUCAGAACGCUAACAAGGCAGAGAUGAAGAAGCAGUACUACUGGGUGGCCACGGGCAAGACCAUGGCCUAUGACGGCUGGGAGAAGUCAAAGGCUGAUAUACCAAAUGUACAGCCAGUUGGCGACCCCUGUGUCCUUCUAUGGGUCGGGAGAUCGGAUUUCUUGGACUAUGAAUUUGACGACUAUGUCUGCGCUUCAAAUUAUCCAAAUAUUGGUUACGUCUGUGAGAAGACUAACUAGUCGCUUAAAGGGAUAAAAACUCUUCGU
Molecule: messenger RNA, 546 nt
Organism: Lingula anatina
Lineage: Eukaryota; Metazoa; Brachiopoda; Lingulata; Lingulida; Lingulidae
Product: low affinity immunoglobulin epsilon Fc receptor
Source: RefSeq, a predicted model, not a curated record